AUGUGUUUGAGUGAUGUGGAACGACACUGGAGUUUUCAGCCCCUCCGCCGCGCCCUGCCGUCCGCCGCCUCCGCCGUCCGCGACCGCCUGCGGGAGUGCGCGGCGUGGAUCCCGGAGGCUGGAGCAGUACUCGACCUGCUGGAGAAGUGUCCCGAGCACCAGAAGAAAGGAGGUUUUCCCGUCGUAGUUUUUGAGGGGCUGGAUGCCACGGGCAAAACCACCGUAACCCAGUCUGUUAAGGACACCCUGAAUGGCGUUCUGCUAAGGUCUCCACCCACUUGCAUCAGCCAGUGGAGGACAAUAUUUGAUGAUGAGCCAGCACCCAUUAAACGAGCAUUUUAUGCUGCGGGCAACUACAUUCUUGCUUCAGAAAUAGCGAAAGCAUCCACUCAGGCACCUGUGAUCAUAGACAGAUACUGGCACAGCACAGCUGCCUACACAAUUGCCACUGAAAUAAAUGGCAAAGUCCAGGAUCUUCCACCAGUUCAUGAUGAGGUGUACCAGUGGCCUGAGGAUCUCCUUAAACCCGAUCUUGUUCUUCUCCUGACUGUUGACCCUGAGGAGCGAGUCCGGAGACUUCAGCGUCGGGGGCUGGAGAAAACAAAGGAGGAAGCUGAGCUGGAAGCUAACAGUUUGUUUCGCCAAAGAGUUGAAGAGUCAUACAGAAGGAUGGUGAAUCCUGCGUGCCAAGAGGUCGAUGCCAGCCCCUCCAAGGAAGAGGUUCUCAAGACAGUGCUACAACUAAUUAAAAAACACUGUGCUUUGUGAAAGCAACUUCUGUGUAAUAGCACUUAAAAGAUAUUUUAUUAUUUUCCCUCUAUUUUUGCUACCUAAAAAUGCACUGUGAUGUGUUUUGUCCCACAGAAGAAUCUUCUCUUUCUCCUGUCGACAGUAAUCUGGGCAGGUUAUGUUUCACUAUUGCCCGCUGGUACUUUUCUGUAUAAGGCAAAAUACCACUCCCACAUUGUUCAGCAUUCUUAGCGAAGCCACAAACAUACUACAGUCAUGUACAAAGUCCUUCAGAGUGCUCUCUGACACUGUGACAUUUCAAGAUGCUAUCGUGUUGCAUCUUCAUCACCAGGAGAACCUGUUCCCGCAUCCGUUGUGCACCAGAACUCACUGGACUGCAGCAGGAGCAUUAGGUGCCCAAGGAGAGGCUGAAAUGUCAUCCAUCAGUAAAACAAUAAAAUGAUUAUAGCAUUGAGGAACAGAGAAUCCAGUGGCCCAGUGUUGUUUACUGGAAUAGAGAAUGAGCAGCUGCUGCUGUGAUGGGCAUCCUGUAAAAAAUGUGUCGUAAAUGAGGGCCAAUAAGCAUCUAGGCUUCCAAGUAAUAAAGUCCAAGCCUGUCAACAUAUGCAACUGAAAUAUCAAUUCAUUUCAGAGGGAAACAGGAGACUGCUGACAUAUUGGAAACAGAGACCUGAGAAGAACCUGAAAUUAAAAACAUUUGAUAAAUGAUUGCUAAGAUAUUUUUCUACAAAACAUUUUCUAUAUCCUAUUAAUAGCUUUGUUAACGUGAAUUUGUGUUCUUUUGAGAGAAUGAAAUGAAAAACCACAGAGAAUCUGAGCAGUGGGAGUGAUUGUACCUUUUCACGUCACCUUUUCUUUCUUGUAUGGGUUUUUGCACAUGUUGAAUGUGAAAGCGGGCUACCAUCAAGACUUCAGCUCUGCAAAGGUUUAUUUUUAUGUACGUUAGUUUCACUAUUGUUACUCAUAAGUGUAAAACUAAACAUAUGGAUAAGCCUUUGCGGGGUCAGAAAAGAACUGCAGAUCCAGAAAGAGCAUAACUAAAAUGUAAAUUUGAUUUAAAACACUAUUUUUACUUACUUUCCUAUGUUAAGCAAGUGCAAUUAUCAGUGAAUCUGUCCUGUAAAUAAAAAUGUACUCA
Messenger RNA from Aptenodytes forsteri (emperor penguin), 1888 nucleotides. RefSeq names its product cytidine/uridine monophosphate kinase 2 (gene CMPK2). The record is from RefSeq and is a predicted model, not a curated record. The transcript has 6 exons. NCBI's taxonomy places the organism in Eukaryota, Metazoa, Chordata, Aves, Sphenisciformes, Spheniscidae. Gene Ontology annotation, cellular component: cytoplasm; mitochondrion. Gene Ontology annotation, biological process: dUDP biosynthetic process; dTTP biosynthetic process; dTDP biosynthetic process. The coding region runs from base 1 to 768 and encodes 255 amino acids. Gene Ontology annotation, molecular function: dTMP kinase activity; ATP binding.